Molecule: messenger RNA, 3426 nt
Organism: Emericellopsis atlantica
Lineage: Eukaryota; Fungi; Ascomycota; Sordariomycetes; Hypocreales; Bionectriaceae
Exons: 2
Coding region: 354-3059 (901 amino acids)
Molecular function (GO): carboxypeptidase activity
Source: RefSeq, a predicted model, not a curated record
GCCUGAUAUUAAUGCGUAGGGUAGCCCGAGCGGCGUGGCGGACUUGGGAAAUACGCCAAGCCUAGCUCAGGGUCUCUGUCCAGUUGAACAUCCGUAUGCGUACAUCGAACUUACGUGGACUCCGACUCGCUCCCAACUCCCUCCACCGUCGACUUUCCAACCCGUAACCUUAUUCUCUGCCUUGUUUGCAACGCUGUACCAUGCUUAGUUCUGGUGUUUCUGCGUGAUUCGACUUUCCUUCGCUCCGACGCUCAUUUCCAGAUCCGACACGGCAUUCACCCACCCAUCAUCCCCUGGUGCUGCGCAUGGCCACCCCUUACCUUCGAGUCCCUCACCAAUAGACGACCGCCACCAUGGCGCCCUCCGAGAAGCAGCCCUUCUACGAUCCCGUACCUCCCACAUACGAGCAGUCUCUCGCAGUACGUGGAAGGCAGUAUGACGAUGCAGACGCGCAGGACAACGAACAUGAGUCGCAAGGCCUGCUGCGCUCCGGCGCGCCAAGCUCCUCGCGGAGACCGGAUGGAUACCGCGCCCCGACAGUGGAAUCAGAAGACGAAAGCGACGACAUCGACGGCAUGCUCGAGAGCGACACCGACGAUGAAGACGAGGCUGCGCAGGUGCGACGCGAGAUGCAGGAGAUGGACAUUGAAGAGCCAUCCUCCUCGCGAGGCUCAAUAUGGGGCAAGCGGAUAGGCCUCUCGCUACCCAAAUGGAAAUGGAGUUGGAGGCCGCGGUUGCCAAGUCUACCGCGCAUACGCAUACAGCUACCCCAGCGACCCGACUCUGACGGCGAUAAUGGCUCGGGAGAGGCGGAAGCGCAGGAGGAGAACGUGACCACGAGGCCAGGGUGGCGAUGGAAGAUGCCCGAGGUCAACGGCAUGAUGGCAAUCAUUAUUUUUGCGCGGCUGUUGGCUGCUUUCAUCGUCCUUGGCUUUGUGUACCUGCUCUUCGCCAGCGACAUAUUUGGUUCGUUGAACGGACCCAUGGGCGGUGGGUUCCGUUUCAACCCUGAGGACUUGAAAGUACAUGUCCUCAACAGCGUGGAUCCGAUGCGACUACGCGCCUCAGUGAAGCACUACGCAAGCUACGCGCACAUUGCGGGCUCAGAGGGCGACUUCGCGACAGCGAUGGAUAUGGAGAGCAUGUUUAGCAGGGCCGCGCUGGACGAGGUCAGGCUGGACGAAUACGUGGCGUAUUUGAAUUACCCCAAGGAGAAUGGGCGAGCGGUACAGAUCAUGGAAGGGGACAAGGCCGUCUGGACAGCACAGUUGGACGAAACAGAGCGUCAGAAGGAGACGGCUGGGCGUCAAACAUACGUCUUUCAUGGACUGUCCAAGGCGGGAGACGUCAGGGGUCCAUUGAUUUACGCCAACCGCGGAACGAGAGAGGAUUUUAAGAUGCUGACUGACAAGGGUGUCAAAGUCGAGGGCGCCAUUGCGUUGGUCCGAUAUGAUGAGCCACAGCACGCUGGACUCAAAGUCAAGGCUGCUGAGUUGGCGGGUUUCGCUGGGUGCAUCAUUUACAGCGACCCAGCGGACUUUGACGGCGACGAUGCGCCCAAUGGGCGAUCUAUACCGAAAGACGGCGUUCAGCGUGCAUCCGUCGCCUUGCAGGGCUGGGCCGUUGGCGAUGCCCUGACACCGUCCUGGGGCAGCAGAAAGGGUCUUCCAAGGAUGAAAGUCAAGGAUGCUCCCGGUCUGGUCAAUAUUCCCAGCUUGCCACUUUCCUGGGGUGAUGCGCAGGUCCUCCUCCAGAAAUUGAAGGGCCACGGCGACAAGGUUCCCGAGUCAUGGGAAGGCAAGGUGCCCGAGGUGGAUGAAUACUGGACAGGCGACGACAAGUCGCCCAUCGUCCGCCUCAAGAACGAGCAGGACGAAGAGGAAAAGAAGACGAUCUGGAACGUGAAGGGCAAGAUUAUUGGAAUGGAACAAUCAGCCAAGUCCAUCAUCAUUGGUAACCAGCGCGACUCAUUAGCCUUUGGCGCGGCAGACCCUCACUCGGGCACUGCAAUCAUGGUCGAGAUGGCCAGGAUCUUUGGUGAUCUGAUCCUGCGCGGAUGGCGACCCCUGAGAUCCAUCGAGUUCAUGUCCUGGGAUGGCGGAGACUACAAUCUCGUUGGCUCCACCGAGUUUGUGGAGGCGAACAUCGAGUCGGUACGCGAGGAUGCUUACGCCUACAUCAACCUUGACAAUGUUGUCGCUGGCCGCGAUCUGCAAGCCAUUGGCUCGCCUGUCUUUGAGAAGACGCUGCUCCACGCGCUGGCCAGAAUCGAGGAUCCUAACAUGAAUGUCACCCUGAAGAAUCUCUGGGACGAACAGGCGUCUCAACACAUCGAGGCGCCUGGUCUCGGUGGCGGCUUUGUUCCUUUUCAGCACAUUGCGGGCACUUCGUCUUUAGAUCUCCAAUUCCGUGGCGAUCACUUCCCUAGGUUCUCCAGCUACGACGACUUUGAACUCGUCGAGAAGACCAUCGACCCUGGAUUCGUCUACCACGGACUCAUGGGCCAGAUUGUCGGACUUCUCAUCCUCGAUCUCGCUGACAAGGCGAUCAUGCCUUUUGACAUGGUUGCCUACGGCAACGCUCUCUCGAGCGGACUCGAGGAACUGCAGACCUUCGCUGAGCAACAUGGCGCCGACACUCGAGUGUCAUUCGAAGAUCUCUCCAAGGCCAUCAAGGCGGUGCAAGUAUCCACCACGGCGUUCGCGAGCUGGGAGAACACGUGGGACCACGAGGUCAUGCACACCGCUGGCUGGGAGAGCACCGAGAUGGGCGAGCAGAGGGUGCGAUACAACAACAAGAUGGGCAGCUUUGAUACCAUGCUAUUGGACUUGGAUAAGAUGGGAGGCAUUCCCAACCGCACACAAUACAAACAUGUCAUUUUUGGCCCGCAGCUCUGGUCUCCAGACGAAGAGGCGCAUUUUCCCGCGAUCCGAGACCUCAUCGAGGCCGAAGACUGGGAGGGCGCCAAGACUUUCAUUCAAAAGACAGCAAAGAUCCUCCGGCAAGCUGCCAAGUCGCUAUAUAUGGGCGACGAGGAGGAGGUGGAGGGAGAUCGAUAAGAAACACACGAUAGGCAAUAAUUGCCUGAGGACCAAGAGAUGCGCGUGUAUACACAUGCCACAACGGCAACACCUUUUUUUUUCCCUCACUGAUUUGUAGGACGGAAUCUUGUGUACGAAACGAGACUGGCAUUGCGUGGGAGUUUAUGGGUUUGAAAUCUUUUUGGUAUGAACUGUAUAUUGGAAAGGAAUCGAACAUGAUUCUCAUCUUAACACAUCCGGGUCAUUGAAGUGACAUUGAACUCGCCUGUCGGCGUAUUAUUCAUCGCCCACUCUGAUCUAUCCAGGUGAAAACUCCAUAUACAUGAUAACAGUACACGCCUUGACGGCGAACAUAACAUAACCCCUUUCUAGUAGAGCGGUGUUU